Molecule: messenger RNA, 1068 nt
Organism: Saprolegnia parasitica CBS 223.65
Lineage: Eukaryota; Oomycota; Saprolegniomycetes; Saprolegniales; Saprolegniaceae
Exons: 2
Coding region: 1-1068 (355 amino acids)
Molecular function (GO): protein binding
Source: RefSeq, a predicted model, not a curated record
AUGGCCAUGCCGGGCGACGUGAUCGAGCGCAUCUUGAGCUUCCUCGACAGCAAGUCGGUCACCCGCGCGUCAUGCGUCGCGCGCGCGUGGCACGACGCAAGCCGCGCGCCGUGGCUCUGGGCGCGGCUCUGCGAGCACCACUUUCGCAGCCCGUUCCUGCGCACGCGCGCCGACUACAUCCGGCAAUGGACCAUCACACGCGAUACACUGCGCCUCCACAUGGCCAUGUACAGCGUCUUCUUUGACCAAAUGUACCUUUUGCUGGGCUGCGCCAGCGCGACCGGAUGGCUCUUUGGCGCGCAGCCCGUGCUCUUCGCACUGCGCCUCGACGGCCUCGACGACUCCAUCGCCAUGGCCUCGGCGCGGCCGUUUGUACUCUUGCCGGCGCUCUACCUGCCCAUAAAGGCUAGCGUGCUCCGCCUGCUCUACACGCGCCUCCGACCGCUCGAGCGCUAUGUGCUCUCGUACGCGGCCGAGAUGCGCCACGUCAUGCUCACACGCGACUCAUGUCGGCUCUUUGUCUACUUGGCCGGCGGCUGCGGCGGCCUCCAGUUGCUACCCCCGCUUGUGCAACUUCUCGCAGCCCUCCCGCUGUCGGUGCAACGCUCGCCGUUCACGCCGCGUGGCCCCGAGCCGCACCGCUCGACGACACUGCGCUGCCUCGUGUGUCUGCUGCUGAGCGCGCUCUCGCACGCAGUCGCGCCAACGACGUCUCUGGCGCUAGUGCCUCUCAGCGUCGGCCUUAUGCUGUACGGCCGCGCGCUCCGGACGUUGCUUUGGCGCACGUCGCUGGUCGACGCCAUGCGCCGAAUGGUCCGUGACGGCGGGUUUCCUCCGAUCCUCACCGCGCUAUUGUGGUACCUGCGCUAUACGCAGUGGCUGCCACUGCCGUACACGCUGCUGCUGCUUGUCGAGUACGGCGUCUGGGUCGCCGAUGGCCCCCUCUUGCCGGCGCUCGAGCGGGUCUUUCGUGCUGCGAUGGCCGCGCCACCGCUGGUCCGUGGGUCGUCGCCGCGACCGUGCGAUUCGGCCGACGACGAUUACCGUGCGACCGUGGCACGUGCGUAG